AUGAAUAAAUCAAAAAGCCCUAAUUAGAGAGACAUCCCUAGUGAUAAUAGCAAAGUCAGAAUAGCAGUUCGUGUCAGACCCACUCUAAAUAGUGAAAGUGAAGAGGACUUUGUACAGAUGAUUGAUGAUAAUACAAUAAAAGUGACUAGAAUUGGAAAUAGUCUUCGAAUGAAGUUCAGCGACAUACUUCCAAAAACAGCCAACCAACAGGAUGUUCAACGAUUGGUUUCUGAAUCUAUCAAGUCAUUCAUACAAGGAAUAAACAACACUAUUUUUGCUUAUGGAUAAACUGGAGCUGGUAAAACUUAUACAAUUAUGGGUGGAUUACCUGAAAAUGUAGCUAACGUUUCCACUGAGAAGUUUCAUUAGGUUAUAAGGUGCAAUGAGAGAGGAAUUCUACCUAGAGCAAUUCAAUCAAUCAUAUCUCAAUUAUAAAGUCAAAUAGAAGAGGAUUAAUGUCGACUUUAUUUAUCAUUCUAUGAAAUUUACAAUGAAAAAAUUUUUGAUCUUUUCAAUCUAAAAUCUCAAGGAUUGGACAUUCGUGAAAACAAAAAUGGUGAUGUGAAUAUUCCAGAUUUAUCCCAAAUAAGAAUUAUGGACAUUGAUACUGCCUAUGAAUACUUAAUUCUAGGAUUAAGAAAUAGAGUUGUAGGAUGCAGUCAUGCCAAUUCAAAGAGUUCAAGAUCUCAUUGUUGUUUUUAGAUGACUCUUCAAUAAGUUUCAGUUAUAAAUGGAGAACCUGUAUUAUAAGAGUCCUCACUUAAAAUUGUUGACUUAGCUGGAUCUGAGAAAUUUAAAAUUCCAACUGACUUGACUCCUGAAGAGAAGGAACUACACAUCUAAGAAUUGACAUCAAUCAAUGGUAGUUUAUCUUGUUUAGGACAUUGUAUCUCUGCUUUGAUUGAUAGAAAUAGAACACACAUACCUUUCAGAAAUUCUAAAUUGACAAGAGUUCUAAGUGAUUCUUUAAGUGGCAGUGGUAAAAUCCUAUUCAUCGUCUGCGUAUCUCCUUCGAUAUCUUCCAGUGCUGAGACCUUUUCUACAUUAUAGUUUGCUAAUCGAGCGAAGAGAGCAGUGUUGGAUGGCAGAAAUAUUUAAUAACCUAAAACAAACAAACCCAAAGGUGUGUCUAUGGAGGAGUAUUAAGAAUUAUUAAAAUAAUAUCAAAAGGAAAAAUAAUUAAGGGAAGAACUUGAAGUUAUAGUUUAAAAGAGAAAUUAAGGAGAACUACUAUAAUAGAUUUCAAAGCUCAAAUAAUAAAAUCAAGAACUUUAAGAAUAACUUUAUUAAGUACAAUAAUAAUAACAAUAGUAAUAAUCUUAAUAACAUAUAAAUAUCAAUUAUCAAUAAUAAUAAUAGCAAUAAUCAUCUUACUAAUAAUAACAUUAACAAUAACAAUAACAAUACUCCCCUUUGUUCUCAGAUAAUAAAAAGUCGCUUGCCGUUAAUUCUAACGACAAAAAGGUCAGGUUUGCUGAUGAUUUCUUAACUGCUCAUAUCAACAAUAUGGACAGAGAGGAUAGUUAAGUUUUUGAAAACUUAGCUAUAUUUUAGGAAUUAAAGUAAUUAGAAAACAAAGACAAAAAAAAAAUUAUUAAUUUUGAGGAAAAGUUUAAGAGCUACUUUGGAUAAUCAGAAUAUUAAACUAAUGAUUUAGCUUAAUUUAAUACUGGAAAAUAGUUUGAUUCCAUCAUAAGAAAAGUUAAUGACAAAUAAAAUAAUAUAUCAAAUAUUGUAUAAGAUCUUAAAAAAGAAAUGUCCAAAGCAGUGAAUUAAUUAGAAUAGUUAUAAAAGGAAGACAGGGACCUGAAGAGUGCUGACUCAUGUAAAGAAAAUUUUAUCUAAUACUGA
Paramecium tetraurelia is the source of this 1851-nucleotide messenger RNA. RefSeq lists its product as uncharacterized. Gene Ontology annotation, molecular function: ATP binding; microtubule motor activity; microtubule binding. Gene Ontology annotation, cellular component: kinesin complex; microtubule. The transcript has 6 exons. The record is from RefSeq and is a predicted model, not a curated record. NCBI's taxonomy places the organism in Eukaryota, Ciliophora, Oligohymenophorea, Peniculida, Parameciidae. Gene Ontology annotation, biological process: microtubule-based movement.